This is a messenger RNA of Callorhinus ursinus (northern fur seal), 2533 nucleotides long. It is a transcript of the gene EXTL1, whose product is annotated as exostosin like glycosyltransferase 1. Lineage: Eukaryota; Metazoa; Chordata; Mammalia; Carnivora; Otariidae. Gene Ontology annotation, molecular function: glycosyltransferase activity. The record is from RefSeq and is a predicted model, not a curated record. Gene Ontology annotation, cellular component: membrane.
UGACCUUACACAGGCAGCCUGUUCUCCAUGGGCCUCGGUCUUCCCAUCUGUACAAUGAAGGCGCUGAACUAGAAGGCAGAUCCCAGCUCCAGCGACUCGCCCUCAAGCCCCUGCUCCAAGCCCCUGCUCCUCCUGCUUCCCCCAGCCCUGGCUGCGGGUGGCCACAUGCAGUCGUGGAGAAGAAAGUCCCUCUGGCUGGCACUGUCGGCCUCUUGGCUCCUCGUCCUUCUGAGAGUCUUCCCCCUUCUCCGCCUGGCAGUGCCUGCUAGACCUUGGGCAGGGGCCCCCCAAGGCUGGCCCCGCUGGCUGGAUGCAGAGCUCCUGCAGAGUUUCUCCCAGCCUGGGGAGCUCCCAGAAGAUGACCCUCAACUUCCUCAAGCCCCCCGUGGUGGCAGCUGCGACUGGGGAGCUUGCUUUGAUGUCUCCAAGUGCAGGGGUGGUGGUCUCAAGGUGUUCGUGUACCCGGUGGCUGGCCCGAUCUCUGACACUCACCGCAGGAUCCUGGCUUCCAUUGAGAGCUCUCGAUCCCGCUCCGUCAGCCCUGAUGAGGCCUGCAUCCUCCUCCUCCUCAGCCUGGAAGCCCCAGCCGGAGAGUGCAUCCCAGUGCCCCAGCAAUGGAAUGGGGGAAGGAACCAUCUGGUCCUCAGUCUGCACCCAGCCUUCUGCACCCAGACCUUUCAACUGGGACAGGCAAUGGUGGCCAAGGCCAGCCCCAUGGUGGACACCUUCCGGCCUGGCUUUGACGUGGCCCUGCCGCUUCUCCCUGAAGCCCACCCAUUGCGAGGUGGGGCCCCUGGCCGGCUGGGACAGCACAGCCCCCACCCUGGGGUGCCCCUGCUAGCCCUGGCGGAGGAGAGGGGCGGGUGGCGCACAGCAGUCCCGGACUCCUCUGCCUGCCCCUGGGAUGGGCGCUGUGAGCAGGACCGUGGACCCGAGCAGACCCACCCUGGGGCAACGCUACCCAAUGCCACCUUCUGCCUCAUCCCUGGCCACCGUCCUGAUGCCUUGCACUUCCUCCAAGCCCUGCAGGCUGGCUGCAUCCCUGUGCUUCUCAGCCCUCGGUGGGAGCUGCCCUUCUCUGAGGUCAUCGAUUGGACCAAGGCGGCCAUUGUAGCUGACGAGAGGCUCCCAUUUCAGGUCGUCGCUGCCCUCCAGGAGAUGCCCCCCACGCGGGUCCUUGCCCUGCGUCAGCAGACCCAGUUUCUAUGGGAUGCCUACUUCUCCUCAGUGGAGAAGGUCAUCCAUACCACUCUGGAGAUUAUUCAGGACCGGAUCUUUGGAGCAUCUGCUCACCCCUCGCUACUGUGGAACAGCCCCCCAGGGGCCCUCCUGGCCCUGCCCACUUUUUCCACAAGCCCCUCGGACUUCCCCUUCUACUACCUACAACGGGGCUCUCGGCCUGUGGGCAGGUUCAGUGCCCUGAUCUGGGUGGGGGCCCCAGGCCAGCCCCCUCUGAAGCUCAUCCAGGCGGUGGCAGGCUCCCAGCACUGUGCCCAGAUCUUGGUUCUCUGGAGCAGUGAGAAGCCACCCCCACCCAGGUGGCCCAAGACAGCAGUGCCCUUGACAGUCCUGGAAGGGCAGAGGAAGGUCAGUGACCGCUUCUUCCCGCACAGAGCCAUCAGCACUGAUGCCAUCCUCAGCCUCGAUGCCCAGAGCAGUCUUACCACAAGUGAGGUGGACUUUGCUUUUGUGGUGUGGCAGAGCUUCCCUGAGCGGAUGGUGGGCUUCCUGACAUUGAGCCACUUCUGGGACGAGGCCCGGGGUGGCUGGGGCUACACUGCCGAGAGGGCCAACGAGUUCUCCGUGGUUCUCACAUCGGCGGCCUUGUACCACAGGUAUUACCACAUCCUCUUCACCCACUACCUGCCCAAGGCUCUGAGAGCCCUGGCGGAUGAAGCACCCACCUGUGUGGACAUCCUCAUGAACUUCCUAGUAGCAGCAGUCACCAAGCUGCCCCCUCUAAAGGUGCCCUACGGGAAGCAGCAUCUGGAGGCCAGACCUCCACUGGCGCCUGAGGGCCUGGAGUCGCAGCCUCCAGUCCAGGACUGCAUCAAUCGGAUGGCAGUGGAGUUCGGCUACAUGCCCCUGGUUUCCUCUCGCCUCCGUCUGGACCCAGUACUCUUCAAGGACCCCGUGUCCGUGCUGCGCAAGAAGUAUCGCAGCCUGGAGAAACCCUAGGAAGGACCAGCAGAGCCCCAGCCCUGCUCCCAGGGGGCACUGCACCUGCGGGGGGGGGGGUGUCCAUCCCCCUCCCUUGGGACAUCUGGAGAGCCAAUCAAGGCUGCCAGCCAACACGUCAGAUCCCUAUUAGCCAAUGAGUCCAACACCCCGAGCUGCGGGGCCUCGCCCCACCCUCCAGUCCAGCCGCUAGUGGCAGGUCACAGGUGCCAGGCGCUUGCUCUGCGACUGUGUCCUCACCCAUCACUGAUCCUUUGCCUGGGAUGUCUUUCUCGGCUUCUCUGCGGAAGCUGAGUUCUACCUUUCAAAUCUCUGCCUCCUCCACAGACUUGCCUGACCCCCAUCCCCGCCCCAG